AUGGAAAUUGGUUGGAAUAUAGUGUCAAAGCGGAUAGAGUGUAUUGCUUAUAUUGUUACUUAUUCGAAGAAAGUGGACAAAAAGAUGCAUUUGCGAGUGAGGGGGUACAAUGUUGGCACAGGAAAGAAGAAAGAUUCGAAACUCAUGUUGGUAAAUGCAAUAGUUUUCACAACAGGGCGGUUCAAAAAGGAGAAGAAUUACUUAAAGAAGCCCAAUCUAUACAUGCGGAUUUGUGAAGGAGCGAUAUAUGGUGUAGUUCAUGUUAUGGAAACAACCGCUUUAUCUCUUAAAUCUGCAAUUGAUGAAUUAUUUGCUCAUCGCAAUUUGAGCUUGGGUAGGGUUAGAGGCCAAGGAUAUGACGGUGCAAGCAACAUGUCCGGUGAGUUUAAUGGUUUGAAAACUUUGAUUUUGAAAGAAAAUUCUUCGGCAUAUUAUGUUCAUUGUUUUGCCCACCAACUUCAACUUGUUGUUGUGGCCCUUGCAAACAAGCAUCUUGAAAUUUGUAGAUUUUUUAAGGAAAUAACAGAUUUAAUAAAUGUUGUUGGUGCAUCGUGCAAACGAAUAGAUUUGCUAAGAGAAAGUCAAAGAGAGCUUUUGGCAUUGAAUCCGGAAGUUGUAAUCGGAAGUGGAAAUAGUCAAGAAAUGGCACUUACAAGGCCCGGAGAUACACGUUGGAGCUCUCACGAAAAAACACUUCUUCGGUUGCUUACCUUAUAUCCUUGUGUUAUUGAAAUGCUUGAAUAUAUAGAAACUUCGGCAUGGGAACCAAUUCACAAAACUCAAGCAAAUGGACUUCAGUUAUACAUGAAAAGUUUCAAGUUUGUAUUUUAUUUACAUUUGAUGAAACAUAUCUUGGGAGUUACUAACUUAUUGUGUGUCGCUCUUCAAAGAAAGAAUCAAGAUAUUUUGAAUGCAGUUGAGCUAGUUAGAUCAACCAAAGAAGAAUUACAAAGGUAUCGACUUGAAGGCUUUGACUCACUUUUAAAAGAUGUUACAUCCUUUUGUGACAAGUAUGAUAUUGAGAUGAUUAACAUGGAAGAUGAGUAUGUUGACCCGAAAAACAGAAGAAGAAAGACCAACAUCACCAAUCGUCAUCAUUUUGUGGUCAAUAAUUUCAACACGGUUCUCGACAUGCAAAUUCAAGAGCUUGGAAACCGUUUUAACGAGGUAACCACUAACUUGCUUACGUGUAUGAGUUCUUUGAGCCCGCGUGAUAAUUUUAGUUCCUUUAAUAAACUAAAUUUGCUAAAGUUGGCCGAAAUGUAUCCGUAUGAUUUUACUUUUGAUGAAAAAGAUAAGCUUAUCGAUGAACUCGGUCACUACAUUUCUAAUAUGAAAAAAGAUAGUCGGUUUGAUAACCUGAAUGGGGUUAGUGAUCUUGCCAAAAGGAUGGUGGAAACAAGGAAACACAUUGAGUAUCAGUUGGUCUAUCGUUUAAUAAAGUUGUCACUAGUUUUACCGGUUGCAACGGCUAGUGUUGAAAGGAGUUUUUCUUCAAUGAAGCUUGUGAAGACAGAAUUACGUAAUAAGAUGGGUGAUGGAUACAUGAACGAUUCUUGCAUUUGUUACAUUGAAAAGGAGUUCUUACAAAAAGUUUCCGUUGAGAGUGUAAUGCAACGUUUUCAAAAGAUGAAAACUCGUCGUCAACAACUUUAG
Molecule: messenger RNA, 1656 nt
Organism: Helianthus annuus (common sunflower)
Lineage: Eukaryota; Viridiplantae; Streptophyta; Magnoliopsida; Asterales; Asteraceae
Product: zinc finger MYM-type protein 1-like
Exons: 2
Coding region: 1-1656 (551 amino acids)
Molecular function (GO): protein dimerization activity
Source: RefSeq, a predicted model, not a curated record